Molecule: messenger RNA, 1215 nt
Organism: Rhizopus microsporus ATCC 52813
Lineage: Eukaryota; Fungi; Mucoromycota; Mucoromycetes; Mucorales; Rhizopodaceae
Product: histone-fold-containing protein
Exons: 6
Coding region: 47-880 (277 amino acids)
Biological process (GO): regulation of DNA-templated transcription
Cellular component (GO): CCAAT-binding factor complex; nucleus
Molecular function (GO): DNA binding; protein heterodimerization activity; DNA-binding transcription activator activity, RNA polymerase II-specific
Source: RefSeq, a predicted model, not a curated record
UCUCUCUCUUCUUUUAAUACGCACACAAACUACACAUAUAUACAAUAUGGCAACUCAUCCACACCAGGAGUCACAACACCCACACCAUCACGAACUUCAACACCCACAACCUCUAGCUCAUGCGUAUCAACCAGCUCCUACUGCAUCAGGUGCAGCUGGUCACCCACAAGCACCUGUAGCCACUGCUGGUCAACCCGUGUUUGAUUUAACAAAGUUUUGGCAAGAAGAAAUGGCAAAUGCUGAAAGAUUUGAUUCUGAUUUCAAGAACCACGCGUUACCUUUAGCCAGAAUCAAAAAGGUGAUGAAGACAGAUCAAGAAGUGAAGAUGAUUAGCGCAGAGGCUCCAAUACUAUUUGCCAAAGGUUGUGAAAUAUUUAUCACCGAAUUGACUAAGCGUGCUUGGGUUCAUGCUGAAGAAAAUAAACGUCGUACAUUACAGAGAUCAGAUAUAGCAACGGCUAUAUCCAAAACUGACAUGUGUGACUUUUUGAUUGACAUUGUUCCCAGAGAAGAAGCAGCCAAAUCUACUGCUGUUUAUGAGCAUCAAAAUGCGUAUGCUAACAAUACUGCUUACUAUCCACAUCAAUAUGCUGUUGAUCCAGCUACAUAUUAUUCACAGCUACCUCAGUUUACAAGUGAUCAGGUGCAACAGUAUCAAAUGCAAUUACAACAGUUUGCCCAACAACAUCAGCACCUUCCACAUCAGCAGGAUCCUUCACAACAAGCUCAGGCGCAACAACAGCCGCACCAUCAACCACAACCACAGCCACAACAACCUUAUCAAGGCCAACAACAGCAGCAGGCACAACCACAACAACAGGCGCAUCAGGAUCAACACGUGAACCCAAAUGAACCCAAGUUAAAGAAUGAUCAGGCAUAAAUAUUCUUUUUUUUAAUUUUUUGACGCGAAUAAAGUUAUAGAGUUUAUUGAUAACCAGCUCCUUUAAGGCAAUCAUGGACAAACAUGGUUAAAAAAUCUCACGACGUGAAAAAUACCUCAAGAAUGCCAGUACCCCCAUUUUGGGGGAGAAAAAGGUAUGGGGGACCUUCUUGUGAUAAAGUCACAAUAGAAACCGGGUAAGCCAAGGGUAUUCUCUCAGUCAUCAUUUUGUGGUACACGCUUCUUUUGUGUUGAAAUUAAAUGUACCAACAGAGCUUAACAUUGACUAUAUAAAAGCGUUUGUAAUAAUGACACAGUUUUGUAUGAAUACAUUA